Messenger RNA from Laccaria bicolor S238N-H82, 1257 nucleotides. RefSeq lists its product as uncharacterized. The record is from RefSeq and is a predicted model, not a curated record. Lineage: Eukaryota; Fungi; Basidiomycota; Agaricomycetes; Agaricales; Hydnangiaceae. The transcript is spliced from 3 exons. Bases 1 to 1257 code for a protein of 418 amino acids.
AUGCAUCGAAGUGCCGGGAUUCUGCUCUUCCUCCUUGUCCUCUGUUCUCAGCUGGUUCGAGGCAUGCAGAACAUAAGCAUUGACGACCAGAACGCCCAGAUCACCUAUGUGCCCCUUGCGAAUUGGACAUUAACCGCGCCGGGCGCCUUUGACGCUGGAGGCGCACACAUGCUCACAGAAGAUUCGAAUGCCUACGCGACGUUUACAUUCACAGGUCCUGGCGACCUAUUCAUUAAAUAUCCAGGAGUCGCCAUCUAUUACAUGUCAUCGCUGUGGCCAUAUGUUGUCAAUACGGCCAUUUCGUUAGAUGGAGGUGCUCCAGUCCUCUUCGAUUUGCAAGACCAUACCCAACCAAAUGUCGGAAGUGGUCCGCCGACUGCAAAGUCGCGCAUCGUCGCGAAAGCUGAUGGUCUGGAAAAUAAGCAACACACGGUUCGGGUAUCUGUUGGAGCUGGUCAGCACUACGCUAUUCUGGACAUGUUGAUAUACACGUCGUUAAACGCGGGAGACCCGUCACCAGCAACUUCACCGUCUCCCUCUUUCGUUCCUGUCGAGUCGAGUGCUUCUUCAACUUCUUCCAGUUCACCGUCAACUCCUUCGACGCCGUCUUCGGGUUCCUCGUCUAUACCUCCCUCCUCGCCGUCUUCAAGUACGAAGGCACACCGUUUGGCCAUAGGCCUUGGUAUCGUUUGCACUCUCUUCGCACUUGGUUUAAUGUUCCUAGCCUGGUACUGGCGCAGGUGGUACCUGCGCAAUCAAUCAAUCCGCGGUGGUCCGGGUGAAGUCAACACCGAUGGUCCCAUCUAUAAUGGACCUGAUAUUCGCGAAUACCCAGACGAUGCCCCUCUUGGUCCGCAAAACGACAACCCUCAUGGUUUACCCGUGACAGAACCAGCGGCCGCCUUUGGCCUUGGGCGACGAGAUUAUACAGGUUCAUCUAGACGUUCAAAUCUAUUCCAUGGGCCAGGUCGUGAUCUCCAGGCCAGUCAUCACGAUCUCGUGCCUAGCCAAUACCCGUAUCAUGUUGAUGGCAGGGGGUUGGAGGAUCUUCCCCCUCCUGCCUUUGCUAACAGUCCACCACGUGCAUCCUCUGGAACUAAUACGGUUACAUCAGAUAUGCCCCAUCCUUCCCUCGCCUACACGAGUUCCCCCCAAACUAUAUUCAUGACUGACGGGAUGAGCACAAAUGGAACGGGGGCGCGCAACUCAUAUGGACUGCCGUUCCCUCAAUCGUUGGCGUACGCUCCUGUAACUUAG